AAGGUAUACGCGUACACGCGAAGCUCCUCUGGAUUUUACAAAAAUUUCUUUUGGUUAUCUAAGCCAACCAUGACAAACAAGCAAAGGAAGUCGUGGUUUUUUCUUGUCACCACUUUAGCUUUGUGGCAAACAAUGGGCGCUGCAGACGACUGCGACCCUCAAGAUGCGUCGACUUGUUCUGGAGAUUUGACCUGCAUUUUGCGACUGGGACGCCACCAGUGUGACUGUCCAUUUGGGUCUGGUCGGAGGAAUGCUUCGGACACCUGCAUUGCGGUGAACGAAUUUCGUCUGUCGAUCGCGAUAGAGGAGUUUGCAGGUGAAACGUUCGAGCCAGCUAUGUUCAACGAUUUCCCGGAUGACCCAAAUUCCACAUUGUUCAUGAAUUUUCUCCGGCAAGCUAUUGAAAACGAGUUUAAUGAUGGUGAAGGCGGUUUCCUGAGCGCUCGGGUCCAAAAGAUAAGCCGGAGCGGCAGAAGUAUCAGGGCGGUACCGAUUGUGUCAUUCAACAAAGACUCAAACACAACCCUAGAGAUGGUUCAGGGGGCUCUAAUGGGUGCCAUCAGUAGCAAAAACAUGCUGUCAAGAUCUAACAUGAAAGUCGAUCCCAGCUUAACGUCUGCACAGGAGCUUGUAUGUGAGAACGGGUAUUGUCGGAAUGGCGGAACAUGCACCCCCAGUAUUGAAGAUUAUUCAAGCAACUGUACUUGCGUUGCCGGCUAUGAAGGUUCGAGGUGUGAAGUGUCUCGAGGCGAGUCGAUUGCUGUCAUCUUAAUUCCCCUGGGUUAUGCGCUCCUAGUUACAAUCUUUGCUGUUUCCGUCUGUUACUGCCUUGGAGUGAUUGCCACCGCUCGCCAGAGGAAACCGACGAGCAACGAUCGUCACUGCUGGGAUAGGACCUCUGAAGACAGCAUUGAUUACGUCAACGACCCUCAGUACCCCAUGAAAUCAGGACUGAAUCUGCCAAACCGUCAUGGAGGAAUUCCGCUUGGUACUGCGGAGAAGGUAAUUGGUACGAAGGCUGAAGAACUCAUGUAAGACUCGCGUGACGUCUAGAACUCAGCGACCUAGGAGAACUGAAGUGCCACCUGGUAAUCGUUAGAAAGUUUUGGAACUCGACCAUGGAAUUGUCAGACCUGAUAAAAUGGGGCUAAGGGUAGUGUUUGCUUUCUUCUUAUUAUUAAAUGAUGAGGAGUUUGUUUGGGCUGCUUUUUAAAAAUCAUUUACGUUGCAAAUAGUCGCCGAAAUAAGAUUGGGGGGGCAAACUCGCCGCCGCAAAUUGACGAUUUUGACCCCCCCCACAAAAAACAAGAGCCGCUGCGUAGCAAAUUUUGAAUACUUUACAAAAUAAAACUAUAAAAUCGCGAUAACUCGGAUCUCAAUUGAAUGGAUAGAAAAUUCGACUUACUCAAAUUUCGAGCAAACGAAAGUUCCUGAGUUACGAGGCAUAAUAUAAGCCUAAAUCUUCUCUUCGGUGGUCAAAUGCUCACAGCAGUCGGCGAUUGGACUGCUUGCGGGCGGGCUAGCGCUAUUAUUGAGUCCGAGGUAGCUAUCAGGCUAGCUUGUCAGGAUUUGUUGCAGUUACGGGUUGGUUUUCAUGCAACCGUGACGGGUAGGCCUAUAUAAAUGGUCCCGCUGGUGUGAACAGACUGAAGUGCGCCUGGCAGUGGUCUCUCGCAACACAGGUCUGUUUGUUCCACAUGAAUCUGAAUCUCGAUCAGUGAUCCUAACACUGGUUCGCACUACCCUCUAUGUGGGUUUUGGUGUCCGUAAACCAACGAUGCAUGGAUCCCUGAUCCGUGUGAAACACGGCCCUGUAUAACGCGUUCCUGUUGACACUUUUUCAUUUUUUGGCGAUUGUUUUCGUUUAUGUAGGCCUAUGCGUCACAAAAAUUUGAGAUAAGAUGAUGUAGUGCACUGUAGUGGUGUAGUGGCAUGGUGUGGGGAUUUCUAGUUACAUGCGUAUUUGUACAUAAAACUUUGCAGUAGUCUUUCGGAGGGAAUCAUUUAUGUGCGUUUUUCAGGCAAACGGUUUCAUGGGUUUACGGCGAAUGGAAGUUGAUAACAUGUUUCCCUCCUUAAGCAAUCCAUGACCUCACACAUAUAGGACGGGGAUAACUCCUUCAGACAGAGAAAAGGUGUCAGUGUCGUCUACGAUAAGGCUACAGAACAGAACGGGUGAAUAGGGCGCCCUCUUUUUUAUUUCCCACUCGCUGCUCGACCGAGAGACCCAAAACGGUUCCGUAAUCCAUAAAUUAACAUGUGUAAUUCUAAAAGAAAAGCCUUAACCCUAAAAUAGACAGUUUAUAUUGGCCCCUCUAACAGCCAGGUGGGGGUGGAUUCCUCCCCCUAAAAGCUCGGCUGUGCUCAUCUCGAUUUUCUUGAAACUUGGCAAGCAUGUCAAAACACUUCUUUUCAAUGCAAAGAUGCAGUUUGAAUUCAAAUCAGACGUAGGGUUUUGUUGUUACGGUAAUUUGAAAUUCAAGGCUACAUGCGUCCAAGCCCGCGUGCAUUGAGCUCCGCAGUGGAAAAAGCAUACAUUUUCCCCUGACCUGUUUCAGAAAAAUGCGCGCUGUGCAAGAACGGUACGUUCAAUUUUCACCAAAGUGGUGUCAAAACGACCGUAAAGAAUUACGUUGAAAAUUCCUAAAGGCUCAACUCCUGAAAAACAAUGUAUUGUAGUAAGUCAGAAAAAUGUUGGGGGGUGGAUUCUGCCCUGGCUCUUUUAGGAGUGAACAUCCUUUUCUCUUCCUGAUAUUGGUUCGUUGCUAAUAAAGAGCUCAGUUAUAUCUAAAAAGUAUCAAAUUACAAAUCUCCAUUUACAAUGCGUUUCAAAUAAUGUUCCCCCUUCACGCGCUAAGGAAUUAAUUUCAUGUAUAUCCUUUGUUUACUGGUAGUAUUUUAAUUAAUAAUGAGCAAUUAUAACAGUGUUUUACCCGAGAACAUUUGUUAUUUCAAAUCAUUUUUUCUUGGUUGUAGGCCCAAUAAAUUGAUUUUAAUUUAAGAGUCGUCAUUUGUAUAAUGUUUCCUUUGAUAUCAUGCAGUGGUUAGUAUUGUCUUACUUUUAAGAGUUCGAGUGUGUACACGUGUGUCCGUAUUACAUUUAAGCUUUGGUGUUAAUUUGUAUAUCUCGAGUCAAUUAUUACACAAUGUCUGAUUUUUUUGUUAAAAGGUCUGUUCUGUAGACUUUAUAUUUCUCUUUGAAACAUCUAUAAGUAGGCGUGGAUCCAGGGGUUAGGAGGGUCGACCCCCCCCCGCUCUGAUACCAGAAAAGGGUACAAAAGAUAAUAAAAAAUAACUAAAGUAAGUUCACCAGUACCGUUGUAAACAAUGUGUGUCAUGUAGUGCUUCAUCAUCGUUUCUGUUUGUCUGCCAAAAAUGAGACAUAAAGACAAUCCCGGCUGACCGCCCCCACCCCCGACAAAUUCCUGGAUCCACUCUAGUUAUGCGAUAUACUCUGAUACCAGUAUCAACGUAACUAGAUCAGUUUCAAAGAAAACCUUUUGUUUCAGUAGGCAGAUGGGCUAUGCUUCGCCAACAAAUGACAAGGAUGUAUUUACUCAUUACUUUGAUAUACUGGAUUAAUAAAGGUUAUUGGGUGGAGUUUUCUGAAGAAUUUUCUUCAGUUUAAUCAUAUUUCAUUAGUUAUUUGAAAUGAAAUGUCAUUGCUCGAAUUCGAAACGUUGUAAAACAACAGCGUUUCGAAGUCGAGCAAUGGAUAUCUAAAGAUCGGUUCAGCGCUGUUUAUUUCACAUUCGACAGAAGUUCUGUUUGUUGUUGUUGCAAUGUGGCAAAUGGUGAUUUUUGCAAGUCUCGUCAAAAUUGGUACAAUUUUCUGUGGCCUAUAGACGUAUUCCAUGAACACCACGAAUCAAAUUUUUCGGAAUAGUGCAUUAAAAUUAACAAUUACUGUUAAUAAAUGGCGAUUUACUGUUAUUUUGUUACUUAAAGACAAACAAAUCACUAAACUGAAUUUUUCCUUGGAAAAUCCUAUUAAAAUGCCACUCGCCUUGA
Messenger RNA from Acanthaster planci (crown-of-thorns starfish), 4011 nucleotides. RefSeq lists its product as uncharacterized. The record is from RefSeq and is a predicted model, not a curated record. Lineage: Eukaryota; Metazoa; Echinodermata; Asteroidea; Valvatida; Acanthasteridae.